Molecule: messenger RNA, 2358 nt
Organism: Tremella mesenterica DSM 1558
Lineage: Eukaryota; Fungi; Basidiomycota; Tremellomycetes; Tremellales; Tremellaceae
Exons: 3
Coding region: 1-2358 (785 amino acids)
Biological process (GO): mitotic DNA replication checkpoint signaling
Cellular component (GO): nucleus
Molecular function (GO): ATP hydrolysis activity; DNA replication origin binding; ATP binding
Source: RefSeq, a predicted model, not a curated record
AUGCCAACUAUAAAACGAACACGUUCUACCACCCAAGAUACUGAAGAUAACACAACUCCCACUUCUACCCCUACCCCCACUGUCACUGCCACUUCAACUCCUAUAAAUCUACGUACACCACGUAGACAAGCCACCCCUAAUACAACUUCCACACAAAAUGUCAUUACCAACCCUGACCAUUCUCCCAGACCUAUUUUGACGCGUUCAGCGACUAUACAUCUUUCCACUCGAUCCGCGCAAUUCACUCAUACACGUAGAAAUUCUUUACUACACUUACCCGGACCGUCGCGUCAGGGAGGUAAUGGUGGAACCUUGACUAGGACACAGUCGACCCCGACUAUAGUCAAUCCCGCAUCCCUCAAAUCUGCUCUUACCCCCGGCGGCUCGGGCGGUAGGGGUAAAGGCGAUCCUGAUGGAUCACCAUCAGGGGGCGGGUCGAAUGGUAGACGGUUUGGGAAAGGUAAAGAAAAUAUACCCCCUAAGAAAGUGGAAGACGAGAAUUCUCAAAGUCAAGGUUCUAGGAAAAGGUUGAGAGUUGGUAGUGUCAGUGGAAGUGUUGUUGGAAGAGGUAGGAGUGGAAGUGUUAAUAGUGUGAGAAGUGAAUCUACCUCUGGUCGAGCUUCUCUAGGUCCAUCUUCAUCCUUCACUCGAUCCAGUCGUCUACUUUCACCAUCACCUUCACCUUCGUCAGCUCCGUCUAAUUCGUUGAACUCUUUCGAUUCUUUCAGAUCUACCGAUGAUGUGUUCUUCGACAAUACACCCACCAAAUCUCAGAAACAUUCAGUUGUUGCAAUGCUCCCCACCCCUCCUCCAUCCAGUCCGGCACUCAGUCAAGAGGUUCAACUUACAGCCUCGCGUCUGGAAUUGGUCCGUAUGCAAAGCACUCCGAGCGUGUCUCCCGUCACUCCCGUCACGCCUGAAUCGGAAAGAGAAGACGUGUUCAUGGAAGAUGCAACUAAGAAGAAUCCAUACAAAGCGUUGAAGACACUACUACGUCUUUCCGCUGGACAGGACGCAUCACUCGAACGUGUCGUCAUUGGAAGAGACGAAGAAAAGGCCAUCAUCAAAUCUUACAUUACCAAUCAGGAAACCAAGGCAAUGUACAUUUCUGGUCCACCUGGAACAGGCAAGACGGCCACUGUCACUGCCAUGGCUCGUGAAUUGAGGGAGACUGGAUGGAAGGUUUUCGAGUUGGGUUGUAUGGGUGUCAAGGUGGCUGAUAUGUGGCGAAGGUUGGGGGAAGAACUUGAGUGUGAUAAGACUGAAGAGGGUGUCCGUGAACAUCUUGAUCAGUCUUCAAAUACUUUGUUGGUACUUGACGAGAUUGACUCUCUUCUCCCUCCGGCACCAGCUCUUCCUCCCCCCGCAACCUCUCAUCUUCUCACCAAACUCUUUUCGCUCCCAUCGAGCACCACCAAGCUUAUCGCUAUCUCCAACACUCUCGACCUAACCCUACGUGCCAGCCUUCUCCUACCUCAAGGCUCUGAACCCCUUGUUCUACCCUUCAAAGCUUAUUCCGCCACCGACAUGUCCGCUAUCGUUCACUCGCGUCUGUUUCAAGUGGGCGAAAACGGUGUUCAAGCAGAUGGCAAAGCUAUCGAACUCUUGACUCGUAAAGUCGAAGCUCAGAAUGGAGAUCUUCGUAUGUGUUUAGGUUGUCUCACUUCCGCUGUCACUCAAGCCGAAUUGGACUGGUUGAAGAAAUGUUCUUCCGCUCCGACGGCCGACGAUGUGCCUUUGGUCAAAAUCGGUCUAUCGCAUAUCGUUCGAGCAUUCAAUCAACACACUCAACAACUCCGAGCUGCAGCUGGUUCUUCAGCAGGACUGACCAGUCAAGUAGGACGUAAAAUCCGCAGUGUUCAACUACAAGGCAAAAUGGUGUUAGUUUCACUCCUCGUCUUUAUGGCACGAGCUCGAGCAGGUCUUCAAGGUAUACCCACCCCUACCUCGACACCCAUUACGAUCAAUACCCCAAUAACCAAAUUGGAAACUCUCACCGUUCCGAAACUUUAUGCGACAUAUACCACUUUGUUAUCCCAUAAAAACAGUCCGUUCCCUCCUUCGGCAGAAUCAGACUUUAGGGAUUUGUUAUCUAAUCUCGAAGUUUUAGGAUUGAUCUCUGUCCCCAUGGGAAAUUCCAUGAGUCGAUCAGGAUCGGGUCCAGUCAGGGGCAAAGGAGGAAAAGUAGAGUUGUGUGUGAGGGAAGACGAGGUAAGAGAAGGUUUGGGAAUAGGAGAAAAGGGGAUAAAAGGGUUGGCAGAAGAGGAAGUGACUAGGAUUUGGGAGAGAGAACAAGGAAGGAUCGAAAGGGUUAAAUUGCGUAAAGAGGGGGAAUUGUUGUCUCCCAUAUCGGAUUGA